Molecule: messenger RNA, 456 nt
Organism: Silurus meridionalis
Lineage: Eukaryota; Metazoa; Chordata; Actinopteri; Siluriformes; Siluridae
Product: myosin-IIIa
Exons: 4
Coding region: 73-456 (127 amino acids)
Cellular component (GO): myosin complex
Molecular function (GO): ATP binding; cytoskeletal motor activity
Source: RefSeq, a predicted model, not a curated record
CAGACUCAGAAGGGGAACCCGUCCUCAUCUGACACCAAACACGAACGAAUUCACACUAAAAAAGGCAACAACAUGAAGUCUUCGAGUGACGAACCUGAUGACAUGGAUGAUAUGGCAGCGCUGGAAGUGCUUGAUGAAAACACAGUGACAGAGCAUCUGCAGAAGCGCUACGCCAACGAGCAGAUCUACACGUAUGUGGGAGACAUCCUUAUCGCAGUCAACCCCUUCCACGAGAUCAAUCUCUACACUCCUGAGCACUCAAAGAUGUAUAUCGGUGCCAAGCGUCCGGUGAAUCCUCCGCACAUAUUUGCCAUCGCUGACGUUGCCUACCAGUCCAUGGUGUCCUCCAACGCUGACCAGGUGACUCAAAAAACUCUAAAAACAAUAAUUCAACUGCAAGAGGUGCUUGCUGAGAUCAUGAGAUUAUACUUCCAGGAUCGAGUGAUUUUUCCAUGA